Molecule: messenger RNA, 849 nt
Organism: Thalassophryne amazonica
Lineage: Eukaryota; Metazoa; Chordata; Actinopteri; Batrachoidiformes; Batrachoididae
Gene: gadd45gip1
Product: growth arrest and DNA-damage-inducible, gamma interacting protein 1
Exons: 2
Coding region: 30-737 (235 amino acids)
Cellular component (GO): nucleus
Source: RefSeq, a predicted model, not a curated record
CAGGGUCCUUCUGAUGCAGAGAGACAAACAUGGCGUCGUCCGCGCUGCUCUGGAGACCAUGUUUGUUACACAGAACCUUAAAAACGGUCUCAUUAUCAAAAACUGUGUUUUUUCCGAACACUCAGUGCGGAAUUUUAGCACAGACGGCGAAUUACAACCCCAAGCCACUCAAGCUGAACUUGAAGAAGCCAUACAUUCCGGAUAAAAACAACGAGAAGACGCCGGAGUGGCAGAAAACCGAAAAAUAUGACAAAAAACUGUUCGCCAAGUACGGAUUCGCGUCCGGGAUCGAUCCUGCGAUACUGUGGCCUACCCACGAACAGCUGGAGAAAAUCACCGAGGAGGAGAAAGAGUGGAAUCCAUCGUUAGAGCAGAUGAUGAAGAACAUUGCUGCCAGAGAGAAGGAGGAAAGAGAAAAACGUCUGGCAAAAGAGAAACUCAUAGCAGCUAACAUGGCCAAAAUGCCCGAGAUGAUCGAAAAAUGGCGCAGACAAAAGGUUGAGACCAAGAAGAAGCUCAAAGAAGAGAAGGCUCGCCGUGAAAGGCUGCUAGCUGAAGCCACAGAGCGUUUGGGCUGUGCAGUGCACCCCAACAGCCCCAGGUUCCUGGAAGUUGUUGCUGAAAUUCAGAAGGAAGAGAAGAAGAGAAAGAAACUAUUGAAAUUGAAGGAGAGACAGGACCGUUUAGCAGCGGCAGCAGAAGCAGCUGGUAUUAGUCCACCUCCUGUUACCUCAUAGUCCUGGACUGAGUCAUUGUGAGUGAAAUUAGCCACUCCUCCUGGUCAAACUAUUUUUACCAGGCAACAAUCUCAGUUGCUGUGUGUAAGUGAUGUGGCAUCUCUACCCAUCC